CCUUGAAUGGAGACCAUGAUGUGGGACCAGAAGCUUAAUGAGUCUGUAGAGAAUUCAACACACGUGUUUUCAGGUCUCGACCUUCUCUUUGAUCUUAAGCCUCUGUUUAUUCCAAUAUACGCCUUGUUGGUGACUGUGGCAUGUCUAGGGAACUGUGCUCUAAUCUUAUUAAUUGUUUUCACUAAGAAGCUUCACAACACCACCAAUUUCCUCAUUGGCAAUCUAGCAGCAGCAGACUUGGUUAUGUGCCUUUUCUGUGUCCCUCUUACGGCCUCUUAUGCCUUUGAGAUCCGUGGCUGGCUAUUUGGGGAAUUCAUGUGUCACUUUGUCACUCUAAUGCAGGCUGCCACAGUCUGUGUUUCUGUCCUCUCUCUGACUGCCAUUGCCGUGGACAGAUAUGUUGUUGUGGUUUACCCAAUUAGAAGAAGAAUAGGAUGCAGGUCAUGUUUGUAUAUCGUUUCUCUCAUCUGGCUCAUCUCCGUAGGAAUUUCCAUGCCAACCUUCUUUCAUACCCACUAUUUGGAUCUCAAAUCUGCUGGACAUGAUAUGAUCAUUUGUGAGGAGUUCUGGAGGAAUCAGGAGAAGCAGCGCCUACUCUACUCUUGCUCAUUGCUUUUCUUGUAUUACAUGCUCCCUCUCUCUGCAAUCACCAUCUCCUAUUGUGCCAUUGCUUACCACCUAAGAAAGAGGAAUGUGCCUGGUGCCACAUCCCACAACCAAGCUAAAUGGUCCAAAAAGAAACAGAAGACAUUCCGUAUGCUCAGCAUCUCCGUCAUGGCCUUUGCAAUCUGUUGGCUGCCUCUUCAAAUACUCAACCUCAUCCGAGAUAUUGACGAAGAGUUUACAAUUCUAGAUAAGAAUUACAUUAAUGUCAUCCAGGUGACCUGCCACCUCAUUGCUAUGAGCUCCGCAUGCUACAACCCAUUUAUCUAUGCCUCGCUCCACGACAAAUUCCGUUUCCACCUCAGGAACUACUUCUUUCAUCACAAGAGAAGAGCUAACACCAUGUCCACCAAGAAUUCAAGACACAACACUUGCUCAACGUUGGCUGACAUUCCAGUGGUUCUUUCUGAGAAGAUUGCUUUGCAUGGGCGACUGUAAUUGAUUAUAGAAAUAAUAUAGAAUAUAGAAAUGGAGUUGUGCUGUGGCACACCGGCAACACAUUUAACAGAAAAGUACUUGUUUCUUAAAGGUGUUGAAACUGAUGGUUAUAAUAGUAGGGUCGCAAAGGACAUUCUGCAUACCCAUAGCUCUGCCUGACAAUUUAUGACCUACUAUUCAGAGAGAUAGAAUGGGCAAAACAAUCUGUAAAACAGGAACAGCAAAUGGUGUUAAGAGAUGUCAAGAGAACUCGGAAAUGAGUAUGCAAAUUUAAUGAGGCAACAUUCGUUUCAUGAGUAAAGCUUGUGCCAUUCAUACUUUUUGCCUAUGGUUGUAAUUUGCUAUUGUUGUUGUUUGUUAUUUCUACUUCUAUGUUCUACUUUGGGUUCUUACAAGCGCAAUCAAAACAAAAUGCCAGAAGAUGCUGUAUAAAUAGACAGCUCAUUAUGCAGAGGCUUCUGACUGGCAAUUUGUUUUGUGCUCAGAAAAACAGAAGGUAGAAUGUGACUUCUGAUAAAUAACAAAAUCCAUAGUUAUUUCAUCAUUAAAACCAUAGGAAAAGUAUGUUCAGCACAAGCCCUAUUCAUUGAACUUGUGUUGAAAAGGUGGGACUGCUGCCCCUUUAACUCAGGUAUUUGGGUAACAGGGAAUUUCCAUGGUCAAAGCAAAGUUGUGAAUAACUUCUAUUUUCUAUGCUAUGUGUUUUAUGCUGAAUAAGUAGUUAACAUUUUGUGCUGAGCCAGUGAAGUCUUUUGUGCAGCACAAUAUCAAGUAGGAUUUUCAUUGUAUCAUAGUGUAUUGAUCAUUUUAGUGCUGUAGUAAAGGUGAAUGUACUAUGUACUACGUUUGAUGCGAUUUACAUUAUUGUUGGUGGGAAAGCUUUUACAGGAGAUUAGUGGCCCGCAAAAGCAGAUUGGCAAUUAAUCUUAGGGAGGCACCAAAUCCAGGAUUUGGUUCAGG
Messenger RNA from Xenopus laevis (African clawed frog), 2061 nucleotides. Its product is annotated as prolactin-releasing peptide receptor. The transcript has a single exon. Bases 7 to 1101 code for a protein of 364 amino acids. Lineage: Eukaryota; Metazoa; Chordata; Amphibia; Anura; Pipidae. The record is from RefSeq and is a predicted model, not a curated record.